Molecule: messenger RNA, 1605 nt
Organism: Suncus etruscus (white-toothed pygmy shrew)
Lineage: Eukaryota; Metazoa; Chordata; Mammalia; Eulipotyphla; Soricidae
Gene: CCM2
Product: CCM2 scaffold protein
Exons: 10
Coding region: 97-1443 (448 amino acids)
Biological process (GO): heart development; vasculogenesis
Source: RefSeq, a predicted model, not a curated record
CGGGGCCCGGCCGGCCGGGCGGAGACCACGGCGGGCAUGUAGCUGCGGCGGGCGGCGCGGGGCUCGGGCGGGCCGGGCCUGGCGGCUCGCGGCGCCAUGGAGGAGGAGGGCAAGAAAGGCCGUAAGCCCGGAAUUGUGUCACCGUUCAAGCGCGUGUUCCUCAAAGGUGAGAAGAGCCGUGAUAAGAAGGCACAUGAGAAAGUGGUGGAGCGGCGGCCGCUGCACACUGUGGUGCUGUCCUUACCUGAGCGUGUUGAGCCCGACCGGCUGCUGAGCGACUACAUCGAGAAGGAGGUGAAGUACUUGGGCCAGCUGACAUCCAUCCCUGGGUACCUGAACCCCUCCAGCAGGACCGAGAUCCUGCACUUCAUUGAUAACGCCAAGAGAGCUCACCUGCUGCCUGGCCACUUGACCCCAGAGCAUGAUGCUGUGAUCAGCCUGUCUGCCUAUAAUGUCAAACUGGCCUGGAGGGACGGCGAGGACACCAUCCUUAGGGUCCCCAUCCACGACAUCGCUGCUGUAUCCUAUGUGCGGGACGAUGCCUCACAUCUGGUGGUCCUGAAGACAGCACAGGACCCAGGCGUGUCCCCCAGCCAGAGCUUGUGUGCAGACAGUUCCAGGGGCCUGUCGGAGAACAGUGUGGGGCCUGUGGAGGCCUGCAGCCUGGUCAUCCUUGCCACGGACAGCAAGGCAGCCGCAGAGGAGCUGUGCUCCCUGCUCGGGCAAGUCUUCCAGAUCGUCUACACCGAGUCCACCAUCGACUUCCUGGACAGAGCCAUCUUUGAUGGAGCCUCCACACCCACCCACCACCUGUCCCUACACAGCGAUGACUCCUCCACCAAGGUGGACAUGAAGGAGCCCUAUGAGAUGGAUGUCAGCACUUUUGCUUUUCCUGAGUGCGCGCAGGUGGGUGGUGUGUCGCCCUUGUCCUUCUGCAUGCAGACGUCACCCCACGCCAAGACAGCCAGUGAGAGUGAACUGAGCGCUACAGCGGCCGAGCUGCUGCAGGACUACAUGCUGACCCUGCGCACCAAGCUCUCAUCACAGGAGAUUCAGCAAUUUGCCGCAUUGCUGCAUGAGUAUAGGGACGGGGCAUCAGUGCAUGAAUUCUGCAUCAACCUGCGGCAGCUCUAUGGAGACAGCCGCAAAUUCCUCCUACUGGGUCUGCGGCCCUUCAUCCCUGAGAAGGACACUCAGCACUUCGAGAACUUCCUGGAGACCAUCGGCGUCAAGGACGGCCGUGGCAUCAUCACUGACAGCUUUGGCCGGUACCGGCGUGCCCUGAGCUCCACAUCUACAUCCACGUCCAAUGGCAAUAGGGCAGCAGGGAGCUCGGACGACCAGUCGGCCCCUUCGGAGGGUGACGAAUGGGACCGCAUGAUCUCGGACAUCAGCAAUGACAUCGAGGCGCUGGGCUGUAGCCUGGACCAGGACUCGGCCUGAAGCCUGCCCGCUGGACACGGCCGCUACUGUGAAAGGAGCACAGAGGAUGGGGCGGGACUGAGUUUGCCUGCGGGGUCCCGACUGCGGGCCCGGCCGAGCCCCGUGUGCACACAACCGUCCUUGCAACUCUCAGAGACAUAAAUGCGUUUACAGCCACGAGAA